Acaulospora colombiana is the source of this 702-nucleotide messenger RNA. The record is from the annotation of a GenBank genome assembly. NCBI's taxonomy places the organism in Eukaryota, Fungi, Glomeromycota, Glomeromycetes, Diversisporales, Acaulosporaceae.
UGAUAACAAGUUCUGAUAGUCUUAACAAAUCCAGCUUACUCGAUCCAUCAAGCUCUAUUGCCCAGUUUCUUGUCGCUCACCCUUCUCCUUUAACGCCAGCCCAGCUGGAGCCACUGCAUAUCACGUUUGAUGACUUUCUUUCCGCACUUCCGACUGUCCAACCAUCUUCAAAACGAGAGGGUUUCGCUACUAUCCCUGAUGUAACUUGGUCAGACGUCGGUGCAUUACACGCUAUUCGAGAUGAGCUACACAUGUCCAUUGUCCAACCAAUCUUGCACCCCGAACUCUUCAAAUCAGUAGGCAUAGAUGCGCCCAGCGGAGUGCUCCUCUGGGGGCCACCUGGUUGCGGAAAGACCUUGUUGGCUAAAGCAGUUGCGAACGAAAGUCGAGCAAACUUUAUCAGUGUCAAAGGACCCGAAUUAUUGAACAAGGAAAUGUGUGUUCUCACUAGGCCUUUCAAGUACGUUGGUGAAAGCGAGCGCGCGCUCAGACAAGUAUUUUCAAGAGCACGGGCCUCUUCUCCAUGUAUCAUAUUCUUUGAUGAGCUCGACGCUCUAGUACCCCGGCGAGACGACUCUCUGUCCGAAUCUUCUGCGCGAGUUGUCAACACACUCCUCACGGAACUUGACGGAUUGGACUCACGAAGAGGUGUUCACGUGAUAGCAGCUACGAACAGACCAGACAUGAUUGACCCCGCAAUGU